This is a messenger RNA of Colletotrichum siamense, 1269 nucleotides long. It is a transcript of the gene set8, whose product is annotated as SET domain-containing protein 8. The transcript has 3 exons. Gene Ontology annotation, cellular component: nucleus. Bases 1 to 1269 code for a protein of 422 amino acids. The record is from RefSeq and is a predicted model, not a curated record. Gene Ontology annotation, biological process: peptidyl-lysine monomethylation. Lineage: Eukaryota; Fungi; Ascomycota; Sordariomycetes; Glomerellales; Glomerellaceae. Gene Ontology annotation, molecular function: protein-lysine N-methyltransferase activity; protein binding.
AUGGCAACCUCAAAACUCCCCGUCGAGACCCUGCCCACCUGGGCCAUGUUCAACGACGUCGACCUCGUCGACGUCGAGGCGCGCGAGAUCCCCGGCUGCGGGCUCGGGCUUCUCGUGAACAAGGAGCUCAGUCGCGAGGAGGAGACGUUCGACAUCCCGACGCUGCUCAGGAUACCGCACGAGCUGGUGCUCUCCGCCGAGGCCGUCGAGAGCUACGCCAAGGUGGACAAGAACUUCCGCCAGCUGCUUGAUGCGUGCGGGCACAAGUCGGCCACCGCCGCCAAGAUCGUCACUCUGACCGACGAAUUCGACGAGCUCCGCGAAACCUCAGAAGCCCUCCCAUUCUGGAACGAAUUCUUCUGGGAAUCCGACAAGGUAUCACUCAUCGAUUGGGCCCGUGUCGACGCCUGGUUCCGCUCCCGUUGCCUGGAGCUUCCCAAGUCAGGCGAGGCCAUGGUCCCGGUGCUGGACCUGGCGAACCACUCAGCCCAGGCCAACGCGUACUACGAAGAAAACAGCAAGGACGAGGUGGUGCUGCUCCUGCGACCGGGAUGCAGGGUCUUGUCUGGGGAUGAGAUGACAAUCUCGUACGGUGACGCGAAAUCCGGGGCAGAGAUGCUCUUCAGCUAUGGGUUCAUCGACCCCGCGUCUGCCGCCGACCGCAUCACGCUGCCCCUGGCGCCUCUCGAAGACGACCCGCUGGGCAAGGCGAAGCUGCACAUCUUUGGCGGCGCCCCGAGUGUGGAGUUUGACCGGACGAAUGGGACGCUCAGCUGGAAGAGCCCUUUCGCCUACUUCCUGUGUCUGAACGAGGAAGACGGCCUUGACUUUCGCGUGCUGCAGGACACCGGGGGAUCACGGGAGCUAAAAGUCUUUUGGCAGGAGGAGGACGUGACCGACACGACGACGUCUUUCGAACAGCACAUUGACGGUCAUCCCCUCGCUCAGAUCUUUCGUCUGAGAGUGGUUACCGUCUUGCAGGAUCUCGUCGCCGGCCAGCUGGAACGGCUGGCCACGGGCAUGUCCCUGGACGACCUUGACGCAUCGCUCAGUGAAGGAGGUCUCAUUUGCGGGGCGUGCAUCACCGCCGCUGCCACGUUAAGGGAGCAAGAGACCAGCCUGCUGGAAGCCGCUAUGAAGACUUUGGAAGACCAGAAAACACAACUUCUCGCAGACGAAAACGUGGUGGCUUAUCUCGGAUCGAUGGAAGUUGCCCAAAACGAACUAGUGGAGGCCGAGGCGUCCAAUGACGAGGAGGACUUCAGUUGA